This is a messenger RNA of Diaporthe citri, 1158 nucleotides long. RefSeq lists its product as uncharacterized. Bases 1 to 1158 code for a protein of 385 amino acids. The transcript has 2 exons. The record is from RefSeq and is a predicted model, not a curated record. Lineage: Eukaryota; Fungi; Ascomycota; Sordariomycetes; Diaporthales; Diaporthaceae.
AUGGACUUUGGAGGCUGCAGCGACGCCAAGAUGUCUGCCCAGAUACACAACACCAUGAGCAGCGACCUAGACAAGUGCGUCAAGGUCGCCGAAAUGAGCUCCAUCAAACUCGUCAACGCCGCGUCCCAGCCCGACCCGACCCCAUACUACAAACGCAUCAAAACCCGAGACCAAAUCGACAAGGAGGGAUUCCCUAAGUUUGGGAAGCUUCCUGCCGAGCUCAGGCUGAAAGUGUGGGAGAACGCGAUGCCGCCCUACGGACUCUUUACAGUCCUCAUGUUGGGACGCGAGGAGCCAAAGCCACAGCAACCACCUCCCCCGGCCCCCUUGGCCUUCCGUGUGGUGUACCGACUGGAACCCGUUGCCCGCGACCAGCAAGACGAUGAACUGCGCAUGCGCCUCGACACCAUGCGAGCAAUUCAGCGCACCAACUCUGAGGCCGCGUCCGAGGUGCAGAGGGCGUUCCCCACCACGAUCAACUGCACAGGUGGGAAACUGCGCUUCAACGCCGAGGAAGAAACCCUCAGCCUGUCCAAUGCGCAAUGCAUCUUGUCACAGAAUUUCCUUCUACGAUUCGAGCGAUAUAACGAAGGGGCUAUGGCCUUUGCGGAUGACUGGCACAAAAUCCCUCGAAAAAUGACAUUCAUCGGCGCAUGGUGGAACCCUUUCGCGAUGGUGAAUUACUGGCUACAAGCACCUAAAGCCACGGGCGUCUGGGGUAACCCACCAAGAGCCAGGGCCAUGGAGGGUUUCAUGGGCUUCCUCGCUGACUGCACAAGAUUAACCACGCUGGGGUUUACGUACAACCAAGUUUGCGAUGAGAGAGUCAUGCUCAUGCCGCCUCCCCAGUUGAGCACAUUGCACCACGAAGUUCUACCCUCCUGCCAUCUCGUACCCGACCUGAAACGCUCAUUCUAUGAUGAUAUCGAUGGUUGGCCCAAGAUUACUCUUCAAAGUCUCCAAUACCUUGUGGCAAGCGUUCGCGGUCUUGAGGCAUUGAUCUACGGACUGGGCACCGGCCAGGAGCUUCCGAUUCAUUGGCCAGGGAUGAGAUUUGGCCGUCCAGAGCUACAGCACCUCCAGGUUCAAGCUAUGAUACCUGCAAAGCUUACGCUUCUUGACCUAGUGGAGAGGACGGUGAAGGCGCAGGAGUUGUAG